This is a messenger RNA of Triplophysa dalaica, 1287 nucleotides long. It is a transcript of the gene mrpl28, whose product is annotated as mitochondrial ribosomal protein L28. The coding region runs from base 401 to 1159 and encodes 252 amino acids. Gene Ontology annotation, cellular component: mitochondrial large ribosomal subunit. The transcript has 6 exons. Gene Ontology annotation, molecular function: structural constituent of ribosome. Lineage: Eukaryota; Metazoa; Chordata; Actinopteri; Cypriniformes; Nemacheilidae. The record is from RefSeq and is a predicted model, not a curated record.
GUGCAGGCUUCAAACCUGUAGCUGCCUAGCGGCAGAGUGGUUCAAUUCCACCUUCCGGGCGGAAUGGGUGGGCUUGACGAUCUUUAUAAAACAACUUUGUGUUGCUGUUUGCAUUUAAAGUAAAACAGUUAUUAAGUUGUAGAACACUGUAUCUUAACAUAAAAGUGUCGUUAAACCCGGAAGCGCAGACAUACAACAAGCCAAUCAGCGUAGUAAACACUGCGCUGAACCAAUCGCAGCACUCACACUAGUGUCGUCUUCGGAAGUGACGUAGCAUGCCCUUGGAUAGUACUACAGCGUGUGUUGUGCUACUAGAUUAGCACGUUAAAAUUUAUAAUGUAAAAUUCUUGGGUCGCAUAAUUUUCUGGUUUUGUGACUUUUGUCCAUCAUUUUGUGCAAAAUGCCUUUACACAAAUAUCCUCCGAAAAUAUGGGAGGCUCUGAAGUUGCAGAAAGGCAUCUAUGCCCGUCUGCCGCAGCACUACCUCCGCUCUCUGCAGGAUACCACCCCUCCUACUCCUGUCCACUGGAAACCUCUGGGUGUUAAAUACAGAGCUAAUCCCAACACCGGCCAACGGGAGCGAGUGCAGGACGUGCCCAUCCCAAUUUAUUAUCCACCGGAAUCACAGGAUGGACUCUGGGGUGGAGAAGGUUGGAUAUCCGGCUUCAGAUAUGCCAAAAAUGACAAGCUUUCUACUAGACUGCGCAAAACCUGGAAGCCACAGCUGUUUAAAAGAGAGCUGUACAGUGAGAUCCUCGACCAAAAGUUCAAUGUAACAGUGACGGCUCGCACGCUGGACCUGAUCGAUGCAGCUUAUGGAUUUGACUUCUACAUUCUUAAGACACCCAAGCAAGAAUUGAAUUCCAAAUUCGGAAUGGAUCUAAAACGUGCAAUGCUUCUACGCCUGGCGCAGAAAGAUAAGGAUCUCAACCCUAAUGAUCCGGACCGUAGAGAGAUCUAUAACCGUUACAAGCAGAAUUUUGAGAUCCCAGAAGGGGAAGCAGAAUGGGUGGGCUUGACUUUAGAAGAAGCAGUGGAGAAACAAAGACUAUUGGAGAAGAAGGAUCCAGAGCCUCUUUACAAUGGUUUGGUGAAGAAGCUUGUUAAUGAACUUACCAUAAGGAAGCUCACUGAGCCUACUAUUGUGGAAAAGAAAUGAAGAGUGUUUAGUCUGUAUUACAUUAAGAAUAUACAUCAUGUAUUUAUAACAUCUGCAACAACAACAUGCUUAUGUUCUGUAAAUAUUUCAUUUUUACUAAAUAAAGAUGUCCAGAGAUUUAAAUUUGC